CCCAGUUUUCCAAAGUCUCCUUUUUUCAGUAAACUGAGCAAAUAUCCAAACAUCACACAGGUAAUGGAGGAGCUAAGCAUCAACACCUCCCAAAACAGAGAUUUGACCUCCCUGCAGCAGCUGACUCAGGCUGCUGUGCAUACAAUAGAGGCUGAUGGCCAUCACCCCUUAACCUCAAGUGACAUCCUCUACUUCGCUCAGCUGAUUGAUGGCAUUGCAGCCAGCACCCACUCUGCAGGAACCAAUUCAGCAGAGGUCAUGAUGUCCAUUGCUACAAACUAUUUAAACCUAGCAAAUGUGAUGCUUGAGCCACAAACGGCUGCGCAGUGGGUUGGUCAGACUGAGGAURGGGUCAACACUGGACCAUUUACAAUCAUCAAGAGCAUUGAUAGUCUCACCGAAGCUCUUGCAGACACACUGUCUGUUCAGCAAAGGGGCUUCACUCUCUCUACUAAAAACAUAGAUGUGUACCUGAAGUGGCAAAAACUUUCUCCCGAGAGCAGCAGUCAGGUCUUCAAGCCAUCUGCAGUCCCCUCUCACAGGCCCAGAGGAGGUCGUCACGACGAGCUGAUUAUCCCAGACUCUGAACUACAGCGGUUACAUAAAUUAGGAUAUGAAGAAGUGAUGCUUAUUCAUACCCACUACAGCCACCUCAGUGAGGUUGUGUCUGCAACAGARACAUCUACAGAGACUCAGCUAAACAAAACAGAGAGUACUCUUCCAGGCAAACUAACCUCUGCUGUCAUAUCAGCGACUGUCCGAGACGUCUUGAAGGGCCAAACMGUCCCUGUGGCCGUCCAGUACACCCUUUCAUCUUCACAAGUGACGAAGUAUUCCCGGAGAGUUCCUGCUGUUUGCGCAUUUUGGAAUUUCAGCCUGAUGCAUAGUCACGGGAGUGGCUGGUCCAGUGAUGGCUGCUCCCUGAUCUCUAUUGGCUCUAGUGAUACUUCAUGUCUGUGCAACCACACAACCAACUUUGCAGUCCUGAUGAACUACUUGGAAUCUAAGUGGAGUCCUGAAGAAGAGCUUAUUUUGACCAARCUUACAUUCAUUGGCUGUGGGGCAUCUCUCUGCGCACUGGUGGUGACCUUGAUGCUCUUCACUGUCCUGGACAUCCCUAAAUCAGACCGGACCUCCAUCCAUAAAAACCUGUUUAUAGCUCUGAUCUGUGCCCAGGUGAUUCUGCUCUGCAGUGGCUCCGCCAUACACAGCAAGGUGGCUUGCACACUUGUUGCUGCGCUGCUCCAUCUUUUCUUCAUGGCAGCUUUCAGUUGGAUGCUGGUUGAAGGGCUGCUGCUCUGGAGCAAAGUAGUUGCAGUCAACCUCAGCGAGGAUCAUCAUAUGAAGUAUUACUAUCUCAUCGGUUGGGGUCUUCCUGUGCUGAUCGUCACCAUCACUCUUGCGUCGGCCUCAGGCAAAUACUCAGCUGAUGAYUACUGUUGGCUCAGUGUCCAAAAUGGUAUCAUCUGGGGAUUUGUUGGUCCGGUCAUCUUCAUCAUAAUGGUCAAUAUCUUGGUUCUGACCAGGGUGGUAAUCAUCACCAUCUCGACAGCAAAGAGAAGGUCCAUCAUGCUCGCCUUGGGCAUGAGUCCUGCUGAGCAAACCUAUGAGCAGAUCAGGGCCGCAGUGAAAGCRGUGUUGGUGUUGCUGCCAAUCCUUGGGCUCACAUGGCUCUUCGGCGUUUUGGUACCAUUUUCCAUCGUUAUGGCCUACCUCUUCAUUCUUCUCAAUUCCCUACAGGGCCUGUUCAUCUUUCUGAUAUAUGGGGUGUACAACACAGAGGUAUGGAGUACUGUCAACAGGAUCAAGGAGAGAAGAAAAGCACUUAAUUUGUCCAACUGUGCCAGCUCCCGACCAUCCAGUUCUUUGACCACUUCCCGUCCUGUAAGUUAUCCGCUUGGAUCAACCCCUAGCCAGGAGGAAGAGACCUACCCGUGCAACAGCACAUCCUCUAAUAGGAUGGAGGACGAGAAGAGCAGAGGUGAGGUGCCCAGUCCAUGUGCUGAGGAAAAAUCCCUGCUUCAAACAUCCACAUUGACUCCAGCUGAUAAAAAGAUUCCCCCUAGCAAGCUACAGAGAAACUAUACACAAAUAAGUGGAGUCUCCMACAAGUUCUUUGCUUAA
Messenger RNA from Poecilia reticulata (guppy), 2124 nucleotides. The record is from RefSeq and is a predicted model, not a curated record. Lineage: Eukaryota; Metazoa; Chordata; Actinopteri; Cyprinodontiformes; Poeciliidae.